AUGUUCAAAGCAUUUUCAAAAACCUUCAUCGGCAGCCACCACCAUCUUCUCAACUUCAAACCCUUCCCGAAAACCUCAUUCCACCACCAUACUGCUCUCCUAGCCAUGUCCACAGCUGCCGCCGUCAAGCGCGUGGGCACCCACAACGGGAGCUUCCACUGCGAUGAAGCCCUCGGCUGCUUCAUGAUUCGCCUCACCAAGAAGUUCUCAGACGCUCAGAUCGUCCGCACGCGUGACCCGCAGGUGCUGGAAGGCCUUGAUGCUGUGCUUGAUGUGGGUGGGGUUUACGAUCCCACAAGAGAUAGGUACGACCAUCAUCAGAAGGGUUUUGAAGAGGUUUUUGGGCAUGGGUUUAGUACUAAGCUCAGUAGUGCUGGUCUUGUUUAUAAGCAUUUUGGUAAGGAGAUCAUAGCGAAGGAGCUUCAAGUGGAUGAAGAGCAUCCAGAUGUGCACCGAUUGUUUCUUGUGAUUUAUAAGAGCUUCAUGGAGAAAAACUCGGCCAAAGCUUAUUCGUUCCCGAACUAUCAGUUUAUUGAGUUCCGUGACAUUUCUGGUGCAAUCUUGUCUAAAAUUUAG
Striga hermonthica is the source of this 576-nucleotide messenger RNA. Lineage: Eukaryota; Viridiplantae; Streptophyta; Magnoliopsida; Lamiales; Orobanchaceae. The record is from the annotation of a GenBank genome assembly.